GCAGCAGGGCCCGGCCUUGCACCAGAGGGCCUGGGCUCUCCGCCCCACCCCGGGGGCGGCCGGGCACUGCUCGCUGCUGCUGCAGCGGCCGGGGGGCACCGGGGACGUGCGGUGGGAGUGGAGAGCAAUGAGUUCUUGCGGGCCGGACUCUCAGGGGUAGCCAGGAUCCGCGGCUUCCUUCGCAUCCGGUACCGGUCGCGGGUCCCACAGGGCUCCGCGGAGGAGUCGGGGGCGGGGGCGGGGGACGGAAAGGAGGCUUGUCAUCCCCGUAGCACGAGUCCCGUAGAGCUUCAGGGACCUCGGCAGAGGCAAUUGCAGGGCAGUGCCGCUGAAGACGAGGUGACCGUCUGCUCUAGGCCUGUCCUCGGAUCCUGCUCAAAAACACAGCGCUAUUGACGCGGGACACUCAGAUCAGCCGUUUGCUGACUGUCUGGCGUUCAGGGAGAGAGAGAGAUGUCGUUGAAACCAUUCACCUAUCCAUUGCCCGAAACAAGAUUUCUUCAUGCUGGCAGGCAUGUGUACAAAUUUAAAAUCCGGUAUGGCAGCUUCAACAGCUCUCCCAAUCUCAGUCUCACUGAAAGCGCUGCCAAGGAGUCGGAGGAAGUGAUUCGAGUAAUCCUUGGAAAUCUUGAUGAUUUACAUCCAUUUUCUACAGACCACUUCACCGUCUUUCCAUAUUUGAGUAAAUGGGAGCAAGUAUCAAAAAUGAAAUUCAAACAUGAGAAUGUCCAUCUCAUGCCUUAUCCCUACAUUUGUACGUUGUAUCUAGAAUUGAACUCAUUCCAGCGAAAUAUAUCUUGUGGUAAAGAAGUAAACAAGGGCAGUGAUGAGCUUGUCAGGAAAAGAAAUGAAAUGUCAGAAAGUACUGCAAUGAAAGAAGCAGUGAAGAGAAGAAGAGUGGAAAUUAGAGAUGAUACCUCAUGCCCACAGUCCUGUAUGGACAGAACUGGAGCUGACUGUGUUCACCACAUGAGUAAAGCAGAGCAAGGAUUUGAAAAGAAUUCCUCCAAAGCAAAUGAGCUUGAGUUCAGCACAGCAUCCCUUACUAAAGACUGUGAUCAACUGAGUUUCUGCGGACCUGUGGAAUUUGCCCUUGAACAAAAAAGAGCAGUCAGUCAGGCUGAGGGUGCAGUGCAGCUGCUGCAGCAAGUGGACCAAACAGGAAAGAAAGGAAACAUGAAGUCAGAAGGAAGAGGUCUCUCACAGUUCUGGAGAAGCAUCAUCUUUUCGCCACUACAACAUCUUUUUGGUGGAAAAAACUGACCUGGAAGUACUAAUUGUUGUGGAAAGGUAGAUUUGUAGUAUGAAUAUUGGGUUGCACUGUUUCUUCUGUAAGCAUUGUAAACCUUUCUCCAAGCAUUGCUUAUCUCAGCUAUUAAGUGUUUUAAAUUAAAUUCUACUUUGCUAAUGCUUUCAAAGUAACAUUCUGAAGAUGUUGGGUUAGAACAACAUGUUGGGUUUUUCUUCACAUCUUAGAGGUUUUGGAAUAAAGCAAGAAACUUUAGGAUUUUGAUGCUUAAGUGUUAUAAAUUGUGAAUUUCAUGUUAUCUGGUAUUCUAAUAAAACAAGCAUCAAUUUUGAA
Messenger RNA from Zonotrichia albicollis (white-throated sparrow), 1582 nucleotides. It is a transcript of the gene MAJIN, whose product is annotated as membrane anchored junction protein. Gene Ontology annotation, biological process: homologous chromosome pairing at meiosis; meiotic attachment of telomere to nuclear envelope. Lineage: Eukaryota; Metazoa; Chordata; Aves; Passeriformes; Passerellidae. Gene Ontology annotation, molecular function: DNA binding. Gene Ontology annotation, cellular component: nuclear inner membrane. The record is from RefSeq and is a predicted model, not a curated record.